Molecule: messenger RNA, 2895 nt
Organism: Haplochromis burtoni (Burton's mouthbrooder)
Lineage: Eukaryota; Metazoa; Chordata; Actinopteri; Cichliformes; Cichlidae
Product: homeobox protein Hox-A7
Exons: 3
Coding region: 1357-2013 (218 amino acids)
Biological process (GO): regulation of transcription by RNA polymerase II; anterior/posterior pattern specification
Cellular component (GO): nucleus
Molecular function (GO): DNA-binding transcription factor activity, RNA polymerase II-specific; RNA polymerase II cis-regulatory region sequence-specific DNA binding
Source: RefSeq, a predicted model, not a curated record
CACACACACACACACACACACACACAUUUUGAGGUCAAACUGUCCAACUGGCUUUGGAGUAAUGGUGUAGGUCUAGUUUAAAAUAUGGCCCCUUCAUUUUAGUGUUAAGACUGGUUCAAGUCUCUGCAUGCUGGAGAAAAUAUUUGACACAAAAAAAGAGACCAGCAAAUCCGAUCUGAGCUACAGUUGCAUGGUGUCCUGAUCGAUCAAAGACAGGAGGAGCAGGUAAUUCAGCUUUCAUUAAGGGGCUGUACAGAAACUAUCGAUUAUGCUGCUUGGAGGCUAAGUCGUACUUUAGUCCACAACUGGAGUGCUGUUGUGACGCGUUGGGGGGGGGGGACGCAGAUGGACCCAAACUUCAAAGACUCGGCCAGAGACAGUGCAAUAAAACGCCUGGUCUGCUAUACUGUCUGGCAUUCCAGUUUUAAUGGCUUUAUGGCCGUCCAGACACAAUUAGGCCGCUUCCAGAAUGGCACCCAUUUGUUUUUUUCUUCUCUUUCUGUGAGACUGCGGUCUGGACAAAAGGCCCGAGCGGAAAUGAUCAGUUUUAUUGGAUUCUCCUCGACGGGGACGCGCAGGACUCACGGUCAUUUGGAGGGAUCCUUUGUUUCUACCUGGGAACCUUCCGCCCCUUGCUCCUUUGCCGGGCCUUCCUAAAGGAAAAGGUAGCAAUAAAGUGAACAGCUAGUUUCAGACACAGCAGUGAGACUUGUGUCUAUAAACACGAGUAUGUUGCAACACCGGAGCAUUUCUCCAAAUCAUACCCAACAUAAACGAAACGUCACCUCCGUGACAUCCUCCUUUCCUUAAUCUGCUGCAUUCUAUCGGAUUCAGCAUUAAAAUAACAACGCCUGCGCAGUGCUGCCUCCCCAACGCUGCAAUCCCUACGAAUCACCAGAGGGUGGCGACACUGUUCUACACCACCCCUCUGCUUUUUGUAACACCCCCUCCCUAAUGAGCCUGCACUGGGAACAAACUGUAGCAGCAUUUUAAGAGUCCAGAGGAAUAAUUUCACACCUUUUUACAGUCUCAGUGUAGAAGCUGCUUCAUGAACCUGCAGCUCUGCGGGGAGGAAUGAAAAAGCUUGUGGCUGCUGGAUUACUGCUUGCACACCCAAGUAGUCGCUGUGUUCACUCUUGUCGUCCUGUUGUCGUAUUUAAAGUCCUGUGCCAUAAUAAAACCACGUCUCUGCUGAUUGGACGAGAGCGACCAGGCCGGGGUCACAUGGGUGAGUUCUUUGGUCCAGAGUAAAAAUGGGGUUUGGUGUAAAUCUAGGGUGUAUUGCUGUCAUCUAUCACACUACCUCGUAAAAACGACACUGAGGAUUCUGGGCCAACAAAUCAGAGAGAAAAAAAUAUGAGUUCUUAUUAUGUGGAUGGUCUUCUUAGCAAAUCUACGACGGGCAGUUCCCUGUUCCCAAACGUGGAACGAGCUUCUUGCGGCAUCGGACCCCGUGGGGACGACCAUAGCUCUACUCGGACUGCUGCGGCCAUUGCAUUUGCGCCAUCCCUCUCUGGAGUUUACAGCGUUAAUAAUACAGUGUACCAGAGCCAUACUGUGUUUACCUGCGGCUAUGGCCACGGGCAGGACGCACACACGUCAAACUGCAGCCCGUUUGACCAGAGCCGCCUGUUCAGCGACAGCUGCUGUCACCCUGGGACUGAACCCCUAACCUCGUCGCCGGACAAACAACACCGGAUGUACCCCUGGAUGCGAGUAUCAGAUCCAAAUCGAAAGCGAGGACGGCAGACCUACUCCCGACACCAGACGCUGGAGCUGGAGAAGGAGUUCCACUUUAACCGCUACCUGACCCGCAGACGCAGGAUCGAGAUAGCCCAUGCCCUCUGCCUCUCAGAGAGACAGAUCAAAAUCUGGUUUCAGAACCGCAGGAUGAAGUGGAAGAAGGACCACAAGGACGAGCCGAGCAACGAGGAACAGCACCGUGAUAGUCAGGCACCGUCGGAAGGCAGGGAACCCAAAAGUGAAGAGACCCAAAGCGGCCGUGUUGACUGAAAAGUAACAGAAGAGACGGACAGAAAAUCAAAAUAAAGAAAUAUAAUGUGUUAAAUAUUGUGUUGGAAUGCAUCGAAUAUAACUUCUGACAUAACAUUUAGGCACUAAGUCUUAUUAAUCUUUUGACAGUAAUCCACAUUAAAACACUACACUGCUCUUCUGGAUUUCAUAUUUAAACCAGCACUAAAAAUGCUUCACGUGACAAAUACUAACUACCUACCCUAACUAGCCUGUAUUUUUAUAUCCUCCGCAUAUAUCCCAUAGGAGUACUACAAAUAUGGCACAUUUUGGACUACAGAAAACUACUACUGAGUUAACAUUCCUUCAGCAAAAAACGACCUAGUAUUUACCUUAUAAUUUUCAAAAACUGACACGGAAAUGUAAACACGAACUGAGCUGGUGAUUUAAUUGAUGGUUUCCUGUUUUCUACCAUACAAUUGAUGUGCCUUAUUUUGAACCGGUAAAGGCAAAUGUUUUAUUUGACUGAUUUUGAUAAAAGAAUUCCUGAGUUUCUUCUUCUCCCUCCCCCUCCCCCUUUUAAUUAACAUGGAUUUUAAUCCGCCUGCUAGGGGUGAGGAUUUAACUAUCGACGCAAAUAUUUGUUUAGUUUUGCAUGUAACCUACCUCAGAUUCCUCACCCGCUCACUAUACCGUCAGCGAUUGUGCCGUAGGCUACUGUGGAUAUCUAGCUUUACAGAUUAGUCUUUUAAAUACAUGUACCGUUAUCCAGCUGGCAAUAGCCAUCAUUUUAUAAUCAGAGAAAUAUUCCAGUACAGUGAGCAAAUGCUGCUGGCUUUCAAUCAAAGUCUGCUAGGCUUGUAGUCUGUCUUGUAAAUGAAGUGAACGCGCAAUCAUUUAAUAAAAAUGCUUUUACCCUCUCUA